AUGGGUUACCAGGUGGUAGCAGAACUGCCGACCGAUCGCCCAAGGGUCCUGUACACUCAUCUCCCAGCUACGCACGUGCCAAAGUCAUUCUGGAACACCGAUGAAGUCAAGGUACCUGACGAGUAUUACUCCUAUCCUUGUGAACGUUUUAUAAUCUACGUGAUACGAAACCCAAUCGACGGCAUAAAAUCUGGAUUCAAAUUGGAUUCGAACAUCUUCAGCGAUUUCCCACCGUUUUCUACAUAUUUGAAAAUGCAUUUCGAUCCCAAACAGGCACAUUUGGGUACUUGGAUCAAUCAUGUUAGAAGUUUUUGGGAGAGACGAAAUCUCAAAAAUGUUCUCUUCGUUUACUAUGAAGACCUUAAAGAGAGUUUCCAACCAACCGUUGCCUCGAUAGCAAACUUCCUGGAACGCCCUCUUUCGCAAGGACAACUCGACUGGGUUCAGGAGCGGUCUACCCUUGAGGUCAUGAGAGCUAUUCAAGCUCAGUGUCCACCGAACAAAGGCACUGGUUUGGAGACUAUCAUAGACAGAGGUCUGAGCAAUGAAGCGAUCAAGGAGUGUUCCGAUGAGGACGUAGCCCUCGUGAAAUCUCAGCUCCAGAAGUUGGCUGACACCGACAUUAGAUACCUGAAAGAAAUCCAGUAAAACUAAUCGACACCUGAAAGAAAUCCUGUAAAGUUAAUCGACACCAAUAUUUGUUUACAGAGAAAUCAAUCAAAAUCAAGGUUUGCGAUUAGUCUUCUUACCGAAUCGGUACAAGCCAUGAGCGUCGCGA
This is a messenger RNA of Patiria miniata (bat star), 778 nucleotides long. RefSeq names its product sulfotransferase family cytosolic 1B member 1-like. The transcript is spliced from 5 exons. Bases 1 to 648 code for a protein of 215 amino acids. The record is from RefSeq and is a predicted model, not a curated record. Gene Ontology annotation, molecular function: sulfotransferase activity. Gene Ontology annotation, biological process: sulfation. Gene Ontology annotation, cellular component: cytoplasm. Lineage: Eukaryota; Metazoa; Echinodermata; Asteroidea; Valvatida; Asterinidae.